Messenger RNA from Nicotiana tabacum (common tobacco), 435 nucleotides. Lineage: Eukaryota; Viridiplantae; Streptophyta; Magnoliopsida; Solanales; Solanaceae. The record is from RefSeq and is a predicted model, not a curated record.
AUGGAGAACGUUGAUCAAGAAUUGCCCAGGGUUUAUUGGGCUCCUUGUUCUCUGAACGGGCCGCGCUAUGGCCUAGUGGUCUUAAACGAGUCUAUAACAAUGAUUCGUUACCCUAAUCCAAAACCUGAGUAUGAUCCAACACAGGAUUUAAUGCAGAUAUGGAUAAUGAAAGAGUACGGUGUAUAUGAGUCUUGGAUCGAAAAAUACACAGUUAGACCUUUUCUUAUUGAAUCCCCAUUAGCAAUUUGGAAGGAUUGUUUGAUGCUUUUCCAAAGCAGAAAAGGGGUUUUGAUUUCCUAUGAUCUUAAGUUUGAUAAAGUCAAGGAAUUAGAUUUAAAUGGUUGUCCUGGAAGCUUGAGAGCUAUAAGUUUCAAAGAAAGCUUGAUACAAAUUCCACGUGGCACCGAGCACAGUACUCAAGUUCGAAAUUUUUAG